This is a messenger RNA of Formica exsecta, 2080 nucleotides long. Its product is annotated as DNA polymerase delta subunit 3-like. Gene Ontology annotation, molecular function: DNA-directed DNA polymerase activity. Gene Ontology annotation, cellular component: nucleus; delta DNA polymerase complex. Bases 334 to 1749 code for a protein of 471 amino acids. The record is from RefSeq and is a predicted model, not a curated record. NCBI's taxonomy places the organism in Eukaryota, Metazoa, Arthropoda, Insecta, Hymenoptera, Formicidae. Gene Ontology annotation, biological process: DNA synthesis involved in UV-damage excision repair; nucleotide-excision repair, DNA gap filling; DNA strand elongation involved in DNA replication. The transcript has 2 exons.
UUUGCCUUAUUUGCUCCCUCAUCCUUCACUCUAACAUAUGAUCACGUGGAAAAUAGAAGUAUCGCGAACGCGACUAGCGCAAGAAAGAGAAGUAGUAAGCAAUAAGAUAUGAGAAAGUAAUUAAUAAAAAAUGUCUUGUAAAAGGAGCGGCAUAAAUUAAUCGGCGAGCGUCACAAAACAUCAGAUAAAAUCUUUAACAGAACAUAUUUUUCCAAUCGACGUCAUUUUAGGCAAAAUUAGGUUAGAUUGGCGAAACGGAGUAAAUAUUUACACUCGAAAGAAUCAUAUACAUUGUCAAUUAACUGACAUUUAUAACAAAUAUAUUGUUGAAAAAUGAUUAAAGAAACAUUGAACGAAUACUUGGAAAUUUUGGCUGGCCAUGUUUUUGAUAAUGAUAAGCUGGUCACUUAUAAAUGGCUAAGUAAUGAGUUACACGUUCAUGUGAAUAUAGCAAAACAGAUCUUAUGGGAAUUCUACCAAAAAUAUAAAAACAACAAUAUUGAAUGCACAUAUUUAUUAAUAGGCUUUCUAAAGGAUAAUGAAAUGCGUGUAGAGAUAGUAAAAGAAUCUACUUUGUUGAAGGCUAAAGAAAAGUUCAAUAAAAUCAUUUCGGAGCAUCUCUACAGUGUUCACAAACCUCUUGCAGAUUUGGAAUUACUCGCCACUUCUGGUCCUGGAAAUGUAAAUUACAGUGCAAUAAAAUGUGAUGCCUGUAAAGAGAGAAGUGAUGAGGAAAUGCAGCUGUUACGAUGGGGUACAGCUGCAAAGAAAAUUACAUUGGAAAAUAGGACAAAUUCAAAGCCUGUAGAUUUUGUAAAUCCAUCAAAGGUAGAAAAGAAUUCCAAUACAGCAAAGAAAAGUGGAUUUAAUAAUUUGUUCGGUAUGACUGGAAAGCCAAAGAAUUCAGAAAAAUUAAAAUCCUUUCAAGAACAGAAUAAAUGCUCAACAAAGGAAGAUAAAAAUUUUUUAAAGGAAACAAAAUUGACAAAGAAGGAGGAAGAUUCAAUGAAAAAAGAUGAAGCUUUAAGGAAGGAAGCUAAAGAAUUAACAGAAAAGGAAAAACAUUUUGUGGAAAAUGAUAAAGAUUCUGUACAAAAUCAUAAAAAUUCUUCUAAGAAUAAAGGUUCUAUGGAGAAGAAUAAAGGCUCUGUCAAUUCUAUCACUAAAAAAGUGUCUCCAAAGAGCACUUCUGUAAAGUCAGGAAACUUGGAUAAUUUUUUCGGAAAACUUGCAUCUCCUUCAAAGCCUACAGAAAUGAUAUUAACAGAAAAGAAAAACGAUAAUGCCAAACAGGAAGAAGUUACAGAAAAAAGGAAAGCUAAAAAAAAGGAGAAUUUACGUGGAAAAAAGCGUAAUAGAAGCAAAGAAACAGAAGAAACUGCCAAGAAACGGAAAAGAAUUGUUGUCCAGAGUGAUUCCAGUGAUUCAGAUAUACAGAGUGACAUAGAGAUGGAAGAAUCAGUUCCUGAAUCCCCAGAGCCUGAAGCUGUUGCAAGAUCCAAAAGUCCCUCUCCAGCAAAAGUGAAAUGUGAAAAUGGCAAAAGAAAGAUGCUAAAAUUAGUCAAUAAGACUUAUAAGGAAGGGGAAUAUUUUGUAACAAAGAAAGAACAUGUUUAUGUAAGCUGUUCCGAGGACGAAGAGGAGAAAAAAGAGGAAGAAAGGAAGAGAGAGGUGAAGAAAAUGGAAGCAAAGAUGGAGAAAGUGAAGAAAAAGCAAUCCACGUUGACAGAUUUUUUUAAGAAGUCUUAGAUUUGUGUUUUAAUUUUGAAAGUUCAAUUAAUUCAUAAAUAUUUGUUUAUUCUAUAUUUUUAUAAAUUAUUUAUUAAGAUAUAGAUGAUUGAAUUAAACGAUAAAUAUUAUAUACAACAUUAGUAACGAUAAGUGAUAUUCGAUAUUAAUAUUUUUGUGUAACGCGAUAUUAAAAAAUUUUUUGAGUUCAUAUUUGGUUAUCGUUAAGCGCUUGGUAAUUUAUUGUUUAGCAACUAGUUGAUUUAUCAAUUAUUAUUCUAUACAUUUUGUUUAAAAUUAAUAACUAACUUUCAAAUAUUAUUUAAUAAUAAAAAAUUUUUAAUAUAAAAAA